Wasmannia auropunctata (little fire ant) is the source of this 8072-nucleotide messenger RNA. RefSeq names its product synaptic vesicle glycoprotein 2A-like. Gene Ontology annotation, biological process: transmembrane transport. Lineage: Eukaryota; Metazoa; Arthropoda; Insecta; Hymenoptera; Formicidae. Gene Ontology annotation, cellular component: membrane. Gene Ontology annotation, molecular function: transmembrane transporter activity. The record is from RefSeq and is a predicted model, not a curated record. The transcript has 10 exons. The coding region runs from base 186 to 1790 and encodes 534 amino acids.
GUCGAUCCAUCGUCAUCGACGAGCGACAGUCUCAAGGGAGAGGCAACCGGCGUUUCUGUACCACCCACGAUCGACAGUCGCAGAUUAGGCUUCUUCGCGACCGACUAGACCACCGGUGCCUCUGCCACCGCAGCUCUACCUCCUGAUCACUCUCUGGUCUUGGAAAUUUUUCAGGGCGCCGCAUCAUGGUCAGCCGCAUCUCCACCAUCUCCCUCUCAAUAGAGAAGGAGUCCAAGGACCAUGGGACCAAGGAAGGUACCGCGGACUUCGAGAAGGCUAUGGAGAUAUGCGGAAAUGGAAGAUAUCAAUACACUUUCCUGCUGGUUUGCGGCGUGAUGUUCAUCUGCGUCGGCUGUCAGUACGGGGCGAACGCGUACAUCCUGCCGUCAGCCGAAUGCGAUCUGAACAUGAGAUCCGAGGAGAAGGGGCUGUUGAACGUCGCCUUCCUCAUAGGUUCCGUGAUCAGCGCUCUUUUCUGGGGAGUCUUCGCGGGUGCGUACGGAAGAAGAAAUAUUCUAUUGCUAAACCUCUUCUCUGACAGUAUCGUUACGCUGAUCGCGAGUUUCUCGCAGAGCUUCAAGCUGCUGCUAGUAUUCAGAGUCAUAAGCGGAUUCUUGAUGGGUGGACCCGGUUCCUUGGUGUACAUGUACCUCGGCGAGUUCCACGCGGAAAGGUAUAGAGCGAAGAGCAUCUGCUUCCUGGGUUUUUUCUUCACCCUCGCUUGGUUAAUAUUACCUGGUUUAGCAUGGAUAAUCAUACCGUUACCGAUAUCCUUCGAUAUCUAUGGCAUCCGGUACAAUUCAUGGAGAUUGUUCCUCGGCGCUGUCAGCCUACCAACUUUCAUCAUUGCCGCCAUAACUUUGACUUAUCCGGAAAGCCCGAAAUUUCUGGUGUCGCAAGGCAAGACCGACGAGGCUCUCGAGAUCCUCCGAACGAUCUACGCGGUGAACACCGGACGUGAUAAAAGCGAGUUUCCGGUGAAAGAACUUCUUUCCGACGCCGUGUUCAAAGUAGAUAAGGACAAGGCGCCACUAUCCUCGUCGGAUAUGUUAACGGAAUUGCUGAAAAAUAUUUGGUGGCAAUUACGCACAAUUGCAUCGCCACCUAACUUAAAGUACGCUGUUCUCUUGUGGACAAUUUAUUUCACGAACAUGUUCGGGUACUACGGCUUUAAUCUCUGGCAACCAGAAUUGUUCAAUCGCUUCGAGAACUACCAUCAAUCGCAUCCGAAUUCAUCCGUGACGGUCUGCGAGCUGAUACACGACACGCAGGUGUUAAAUCACACUAUUCCAGAGGAGCCGUUUCUCCUGUUGGCGAACGGAGUCACUACGGAGUGCAAGCCGCACAUAGACGAACGAGUGUUCAUUAACUCUCUGACAAUCAACGCCGUUUGUCUGUUCGGCAAUGUCGCCUCUGGGUAUCUGGCAAAUCGAGUUGGCCGUCGAACAAUGCCGGUGACCACGAUGCUGGUGGCCGGUACCGCUGGCCUCGGUAUGUACUUCGUGAGAUCCUCGCUGCAGAUCCUUAUAACCUCGUGCGUGUUCUCCCUGAUGGCGGCCACGGCGAAUUUCGUGAUUGCCGGCAUUGUGGUCGACGUCUUUCCUACGCACGUGUCCGCCGCCGCGGUGUGCAUGAUGGUGUGCCUGGGAAGGUUCGGCGCGGUGGCGAGCAAUCUCGCGUUCGGCAUGCUGUUGGAUCUCAGCUGCGAGAUCCCAAUAUUCCUGGUGGCCGGUAUCUCCAUAUUUGGCGGGUUGCUGUGCUUCCUGAUACCAAGCAAAGAGAAGAAGUGAAUGUCUAUCCUCGAAGAACAGACGUGACAACGUGUCAAAAUUAGAAAGAGAACAAUCUGAAGUGUCGAACGCGUGUCAAAUUUAGGAAGGGAACAAUCUGAAGUGUCCAACUGAAGUGUUAUUCCUUUGACAUGUGCAACAACUCGCACAAAGCCUGGAAUAUGUGAGACAGUGUCUACUCAUCUGUAAAUAAUAAUUAUAAGCAUCGAUCGACAAGUUCUCGGUUUCCUUGCAUUCGUUCUCGCAUAAAAGUCUAUGCGCCUCUUAUAAUCGCGUUGCGCAUCGACACCGUACAGUGAAAUCACGACGCUCCGCGACUUAUUUCCAAUCAACUUACACCGAGAAAUAGCAAAUUUCUCAAUACUUAUUUAAUUAAAAAUUGAAUGGCGAACCAUCUCUUAUCAGUCAUUAACUUAACAUCGGUUCGUCAAUGACGAUUUCACUGAUCGGCGAGACAUUCCGUUCGUUUUCUUACGAUCUCCGGCACCGAGCGCUUAUCGACCAAGUCACUUGUAAAUAAUUAUUCCAGUAUUUAAUAACUCGUAUUGUAUAUGCGUGUGGCAUGUAAUAUGUCGCGUGUUUCGUCGCACACGACGAGGCAGUUGUAACGAGCGAGAUUUUUCGUCGCGAUAAUGUGUAUGUUUAGAAAUAAAAAUGUAUGACAAAGGAGGUAUUUUGAUCGUCAGUAUCACGUACACACAUAAAAAAGGGGCGCGACAAUCAUGAUCGCGGUUAUACCUUGGCGUCGACCGAAGGGGAACAGACUGACGCACGGCAAAUACGCGCUAAUCAUCGUGCGGCGAAUGGAAAAUACUUAUCUGUCAGCUCCUAAGCGAGACGGAUUAAGUGUCGUUUCCUGGUAAGCCCCGCAGGAGUUUUAGGAUUUAAUCACCCAAUGUUUAUGGCGUACCUAUCAUAAAGCGUGCAUUUAAAGCCGCGACGUCCGUUCCAUGACGGUGUAUUACAGUAAAUAAUACUACGCAUCAUUUAGGAGCCUAAAAAUCUAUUAUCGUCGUGUUGUGUUGAUAUUAAAUUGAUUUUUCAUCCGGCUAACAUCUUCUUAAAAAAUAAAGAGCUUCUUUCAUUGAGUAUUUUUUGCAAAAUUGCAAAAAUUAUCAAAUUUCUCUUGCGAAAACGUUACACGUUAUUCUUUCACCGAGACGAAAUUAGAACAAUCUAUACCCGCGUAAUAUACAACAUAAUGAUGUCAAUAUUUAUAGCGCAACGAUAAUACUAUGCACAUAUAUGAUAAUAACGAGAGAUUAAAUUAUUAAACAGGAUUACAAAGCAGGACGUGUGUUGGACGUGAUUGAUAAUUAACAACACGUGGGAUACAAAUCUGCAAUUUCGUAUAUUUGUUUUAUUUCUUUUUCGUAAAAAUGAGUGGAGAGAACUUCCUUGAUCUUCGAUACACACGAUCACGUUCGCUCGGUAAGCGUGUUACCUCUCGUUUCGGAAUCGAAUACAAUGAUAUUGAAAAUAAUAUAUAUUGUGAGUUCUCGGGAGUUACCUAAUAAUAUCGUUAUUUCGUUACGCUAUUUCGCACUUACUCGCGGUACCUGUUUUCUUUUUAUUAUUAUUAUUCGUUACUACCAUUCGUUAUUACUAUCGUCGUCGCCAACGACGUAAUACAUAAUAUAUACAUAGUAUGUAUAAUAUAUAUGCGUAUGCGCGCGCGUGCGUGCACACCUUAUGUACAAUAUAUACAGCGUACAAUAUAGCAAUGUUUGUUUUUUCUUUAUCUCGAUUCUUCGUUGUGCACUCCUCUCCGCACCAAUUACAUGUAUAAUAUAUGUAUACUCUUUUGUUGCGUAUAUCUUAUUGCGCGUGAUUUGAAAAUGAGGAAUCGCGGUGCCUGAAAUGUCGAAAGCUCUUUCAUCCGUGAACGAUUUUCGAUGAACAUUAAAGCGAAAUAACAGUCUCCGCUCGUCGUGACUCGAUUCCAAGUCGGAAAUCAUAUUUAAACAAAAAUGUUCGCCAAUAUCGUCAUAUUCACAUCGACGAAUUUCGAAACUGUCGUUACAGCGAACGAUUACCAAAAUUAUGUUACGAAAAAUGAAAAUAUGUAAUUUAAAGAUUUUAUGCUCUCUUUAUUUUCAUCCAGACUUUUCAAGUCCGUUUUUUUAUCGUUAUCAUAGAAUUAACUAUAAUUUUUCGGAAAUUUUUUUCUUAAUCGAACGCGAGCGACUAAAGAAAAACGUUUCUUCUUAGGCCACUUUCUUUUUUCUUUGAGUUUCUAAGUUCGUCGAUGAAAUGUCAAUUUCCGGAAAUUAAUCGAUCUUCUGAGGACCAAGAGACAAUCGACAUUGAUAAAUUUUCUUCGGCGAAGAGUGGAUUUUUAAAAUCAAUUUCGCAAAAUUACGAUUCGAGGCGCGUAUCUCCGCGAUCGGAAAAAGUCUAAGUCGUCCGUGUUAUAAAGCGUAUCUCUCUACUCCCCGACUAUUUGAACUUUCGAAAAGCACAGUAUCUCGUGGUAAGGCACUAUUUGUUUAUUCGUUACAUCCUAACGCGGGCGUAAAGUGUAUACCCCUAGAACGUAGGACAGAAAUCGUCGAAAUUCAUCUAAAUACGUAAAAAUUUUUCUCUCUUGUUUAUUUAUUUUUAUCAAAGUUCAGUCCAUCCGGUGUAUAUCGUUAAUUUAGAAUGAGAAAAAAGAGCAGAGAGAGGAUCAGCGAGUUUGGAAGGAGGAAAGAUACGUACGCGAGCAAAGGGCUCCUUCAUGCCUUUCUUUCAUUUUUUUUUUCGUUUUUCGAAGACGGGCAGUAAGUAAUACCGUACCGACGAAGCGCUUGCAGUACUUAUCCGUAAACAGUAUUUACGCGUGAUAAUCGCUAAUUGUGUCUCUCUCGUUCUAAACGCUAAUUAAAUGUAACAGUGAACGGCUAUGUAAAGGCACUAUGUUUCACAGACGUAGGGUCCUUAAUAGGGAAAUCAGCUGCCUUCAUUCGUUCGUUUGCACAAUUUUACCUUUGGCUCAUCCGCGUUUCGCGUGUGUGUUCCACACCUCCCCCGAAUGUUCCCCACGAAAAAUAACCCCCCUCCCCCCGGCAAUCUCUUUCCGUUUAUUGUCACGUAUUUUCGUUUUUUUCUUUUCUCUCCGCGCGCGAAAAAUUCUCAUCGAACUCGGGUCGCGAUGAUAAAUCAUUAAUUAAGUGAGACACUCGCGACUCGAAGGCAUCUAAUCUCGCUAACGAGGAACUAUCGUAUUGCAUGUCUAUGGUUUAAAAAGAUUAUUUAAACCCUAGUCCACAGACACGAGUGCGGAGUGGUCGAUCGGCCGAUAGCAGUUGUGUGAGUUAGUAGACGGUAGUAGAAAACGGCUCUAACUGUCGCUCGGUCGUUAACAUUAGUGUUAUUACUCUCUCUCGUUAUUAACUACUACUGGAUAAUGGCACGUCGCGUCGCCCGAGAGAAACGGUAACUCGUCGAACAAGUGGCCGGGCUCUUUUAUUGGCGAAAGCCAAUAAUCCAAUCGUACCCGCUACGAGAUAAAUCUCUCACGGCGGAUAGGCGUAAGAAUAAAUUAUUCUUAAUCAGAAAGCUCUCAGUCUUGCUUGACGCGCUUCAGAUAAACAGUCAUUUGCCGACGUAACAAUCUCUCUCAUUACGAGACAUAACAGAAGUUAUAUUAAUCUGUAUAUCUAAUACAGAUUAACUUUUACAUUACAAAAACCUCGAAUGAAAAGCGUUACAAAAAUAUUAGCAAAAAAAAUAUAAUUUGAAAAUGAGAAAAUGUAGGUAUUCGAAUAUUAUUUUUAGACGAAAUGUAAUUGUUUUUGAUGAUCACAGGAAAUUGAGAAAGAGCAGAAUAUCAAGAUGAAAUGAACAAGAGACGGAAAAAGCGAAUUGGUAAAAAGGGGAUAAACUAUUGGUAAAAAGGGGAUAAGGGCGAAGCGCGAAAGGACGUGAAAGGAAAAAGAACGUAAAACAAAGAGGUAGAGUGAAAGAAGACAAUAUUCAUGCAUUAGAUGAAUCUAUGUUUCAGUCGAAAUGCAAAAACGUUCCACGCAGCUUACGAAUGUACACAACAGAUGUAUUUAGUCUUUCUUAUUUGGAAAAAAAAAAAAAAAAUCUUUGUCGAAGAUGUAUAUUACAUUACUUCACAUUUGAACUUCCUUUUUCACUUAAGAUCAGUGUGGUACUCGUGCUUUCGAUUUUCCAAUUUUACGACGCUACAAAAAUUCACGAAAAUCAUCUGAGAAACCGAAAGAUUUCUCCGCACUUUAUAUUUAUGUACAGAUACAAUCUACAAGUAACACUUUUGUAACUACAGACAUUCCGAAAAAGACGAAAGGUAGAGCAGUAUAGAAGAAUGUCGGCGAGAUUGACAGCGAUUACAGAAAGCAUAAUUAUAACAAUAGCGUUCUAUUGUAAAAAUUAAUCCAAACAGAAACGAAACUCGGCAAAAUUUUGUAAUUCACACGAGAGACAAAAGAUUCGACAGAAGAAAAAAAAUAAGAAUACAACGAGAUAAACCGCGGUAUUUAUUUUUUCGCCUGUUUUUCCGGUAAUUCAUUAAACAGAUUUAUUAUUGCGAGUUUGCUAUUGGGCUUUCUGUGAGCAUAAAUCUGCGUUUUCUCCUUCAAAGUUUCGCGUUUUUUUUUUUUUUUUUUGGAGGGUAGAUUUAUAUUACACGAUUUUUUCGCAUUUUCGCGAUCGUUUCUCUCUCGAGAAAUUCCCGAGACGAAGGAGAAAUCGCUCUCGCAUUUGUUGCGACGAGGCAUGUCGCAGGGGGAGAAGAAGACGCCCGGACGUCCCCGCAGCGGUAUUUACGUCGUAGGACUGUCCUACCAUUAAUUUUAGAAUACGCCCUCGUAAGUUCCUUUUUGUUCCUAACGCGCGACGGCCGCGACGGCUCUCUCCUUUGGAUGGCUUGAGCGCGAUAAAACGAGCACAAAGAGGUACAAAUAUGAAUCAUUACGUAUUUCGUAUGCGUGUUAUACGCCGCGGCUGAUCUACAAAGUCCACACGAAUUGCAUUCAUUUAUCGGCUAAACCGACAUCCCCGCAUCGUAUUACGUUUCUCGUCAAUUAAUCAUCUCUCUUUCUCUCUCUUUUACUGUUAAAUUAUUCUUAUCGAGUUUAUACUGGUCGUCUUUUUGAAUUAUUGCAAACGUUGUUAGAAGUACGGAUGUAAAGAUGACGCGAACGUCUUUGACAGAUAUUGGUACCUCGAGCUCAAGACGGUGGCGUCGGGAUAGACUUAAAUUACUUGUAAUCGGAUUCCCUCGAGGAACACGGACGCGACGUGUCUCGUAAAUCGUCGAAUGUGCCGCGCUCGUACGUCACGCGGACGGAGGCACGUAACGCCGGUUUCAAACGCGUUCCAAGGCGGUGCGCACGUUCUUAAUUGCGGCACAAGAGGGGGAGGGGGGAACGAAUAGAUGGACCUCGACCACAACAACGUGUUGGGGAACAGCGCGGGAAAAGGGACUACGAAAAGCAAGCCGGAGUCGUCCAAAGUGAACAAUCUGCGCCCCGGCGGACGUUCUCUCAUUCCUCGUUACAAUUAUUUUCGCCAAUGAUCCAACCCGCGACUGUCGCUCUUUUUCGCUCUCUUUCUCUCUCUCUUUCUCUCAAUCUUCCUUUCUCUCCCUCUCACAUUACAGUUAGCUACCUAUGAACAUCUUUUUGUAUACGUCUCUGUAUACAUAUCAAUAUAUAACAUUUAAGCGGCGUAUACGCAUCACAAUAUAUCGCUUCUUGUAGCUCUCAAUCCGUUCGAUCGUUUAUUACAAAGUAACGGCCACUUUUACGUCCGAUAAAAGCGGUAGUACGAAAGUAAACUAAUGGUCGAAAAAACUUACGGGUCGAUCAGUCGAUUGUAUAUAUGUAUAUGUAUAUGUGUAUGUGUGUUCUUUGAUGUACGCUUGUAUAUGUGUAUCGUGUAUGCGCGUGAGUGAAUACGUAUGACUGGUACACGUUUACAUUGUAUGCACUUAGACACAUUGUUCUGAACACCGUGUACGCGCUUUUUCCCUCUUUCAAGUACAUUCGUAUAUCUACAGAGUAUGUAAAAAAACAAACGUCCGCAUAUAUAUGCGUCACGUGUACAAUUCUCUUCUCGAGGGAAGUUUCCGCGCGUCGGAAACGAGGCGAGGCAGCGACGUUCGGAAGAAAAUAAAAAGCAACCACACGGAGACAGCCAUCCUUCAUCUCGGUCGAAACGUUUCGAUAAUUAGCGGCGGCUAAGCACGCCGAGAGAUGGGUGAAUACUAGCGAUAAUCACUCGUUCCUCAUUUCCGAUGUGCCGAAACUCCUCCGUUAAUUAACCGUUAUACGC